AUGCUGGCUGCUGAGAACGCUACCUGCCUGAGCAGCAGGCGGCUGACAGCUCUCACGGGCGACAUGCUCCCUUCCGAGUGUGCCCGUGAGGUGGUCAGGUCCACGUCGCUGGCAGCUUUCAGCAUGGGCCCUCCGAACUCAGUGGGGCUUCGCGCUUGCUAUCCGCAGGAUGGACUGGAGGAGCUGUCCUAUGCAGACGUGUUCUAUGGCACGGAUGAUGCCAUCUGCGAGUGGAUGGACAAUCCUAGCUUCGAUUUCUUCGUGAUUGAGAAGCAGCAGCCCUGCAGCAUUUUGGGCCGUGGCACGUCGCUCAUCAUCAGCAAUGCCACGGCUUUCUCUCACCGUGUUUCAGACGAUCUGGAAAGGGCCCUGUCUUCCUACUGCAGUCCUUGCGGCGAUCUAAUGGCUGGUGCCGUGGAGGUGGCAAGGAAGAUGCUCAUGGUAGACGUUCUGGUGCAUCGGUCCCUGGCUUUAGCUUCGCCUGGUUUGCGCCGCAUCGCUGCUGCCUCUAUGGCAUUGGGAUCUGCCUUGGCCGUGCUGCUCCUGACUUUGCUCGAUGCCUUCUCCUUCCUGUCCCUGGCCCUCGAGAUGCUGAGACUGCGCAGCAUCGGGUUUGUUGGGUCGCCACUCCAUUUCGCAGUCGUGGUCACCAUUGGCCAGGCUGUUGAGCAGCUGGGCCUCCUGGUGCUGCAUUCCCUGAUCAUGGCCGGCAUGUCCUUUCAGCUGGAGCUAGCCAACGAUUUUUGGCCAGAGCUGCACUGCACCCGCAGUACAGUAUCGUCUGAGAGUGUCCCUAAUGCCUGGCAUCAAGCGGCUCGCUGGACGGGGACUGCCUUGGUCUUCUUCGCUGCCGGCAUGUCAGUCUUCUUCGCGCUGUGCAUCCUGGGGGGCUAUGUUUACCGAUUUCAUGGCCUGGUGCCUGCUGGCUGGCUUGCAUCCGUCCUGUACAAUCGUGACGUGAAGAUGACUCGCUUUGCUGCGGCUCCGCUUUCGAUGUCCGACUACAGGCAUGAAACCCUUGCCGUGGAUCCAGCAGAAGCUGAAACAGUAAGGACCUCCCUCCUCCGACCUGGCCUUGGUGUCGCUGCAUCUCUGGGCUUCUGGCACCAGAAGAUGAGCUACAUCUUUCAGGUGGGCCGGAGGUUGGAGUGGUACUUGCCUGCUCUCCCGGACACAGAUCCGAAGACCAUUGCAUUCACCUCCGACUGCGUGAGCUGGAUGGCCCUUGUCCGGGCCACGGUGCAGAGCCUCUCCGUUGCUUGGCUUCUGCUGCCUUUCGGAGCACUGCCGGCCCGAGCCUGUCUCUACUUGAACGAGCGUAUUCUUUUCGCAGCCGGAACCGAUGGCGGUAACUCUGCGGACGAAGCAGAUGCCCUCAUGCAACAUGCUUUGGAGGACGUUGGCAUCUUCUGGCAGACCUCAGGAUGGUUGGCGGCCAUGGGCCAUUUUGUGACGCUGCUGCUGCUGCUAGCGGUGGACUUCCUGAUCCUGGCGCACGAUCCACGCGAGCAGCUCAUCGCAGGGCUCCUUGCCACAGGAGCCGGCCUUGCAGUGCUGCGCGCAGCUCUGAGUCAACUCCAGGGCCUGGAAGCUUGUCGACACCGCCACGGGCUCGUCGCAGCCUGCAGCGAGAUCCUACAGGACGCUUUGCCUUCACGGGUUGUCCAAAGCCACACUCGUGCGCAGCUCAAGACGCAUCCCAGGUCUCGGAGCGAGGAGCAAGCAGACGCAUUGGGAAUACGGCCAUGGCAUGCAGGCUUUCCCUUCGUAAAGGCUGUGACUUCGCAGCGCCACGAGAAGCUAACACCCCUGCCCGUGAGGCGAGGAGACAGCGAACCCACCGAUGAGGAGUGUCUGUCUGCGCUAAGAGGAGAUGCCGAGCGUGUUGUUUCAGCCUGUCGCGAGCUCUUGGAACUGGAUUGGGUCAGGAGUGGGCUGCUGCCUGGGCGCCUGCGGGGGAAGCUUGUCGCUGCCAGGGCGGCCCGAAAUCGACGCAUCCGACUCGCCCAGGCUCUGCUGGCCUCUCGACGCCCAGGCUUCCUGGCCCGCCUUCGCCGAAGACCUGCCGCUUCUUCAGGGCUUUUCUACGGUGCUUUGCUGAUGGCAUUACGGGAAGUCGCGGAGGAGGACUUGAUUGCGCAACGCUGCGCGUCGGAGGCCCGAAACGUGGUGUGCGAACACCUGCGGCAGCAUUGCACUCUCCAAGCCCGGAAGCUACAGCUCUGGCUUCACGGCGUCGCCCAGAGCCAAGCGGCACGUUGGGCACAGGCCUUGUCGCUCUCAGGGGCCGUUGGGGACAUCCUCGAGGGCCUCGACUCCGGAGUCCUCGGGUGCAAUCCUUGCGAAGUCGCUUCAGAAGAGCCCGGAGAGCCCGGCGGAGGUGUGCUGGCUGCGCCUGCCGACCAGCAGGCGCUGUCGGUCCAGCCGGCGGUGGAAGAGAAGACUCAGAAUGAAGAGGAGGCUGACGAUGUGCUAGUGAGUCAAGACGAGGACCAGGAAGUGGGGCAACGACAGCAGCGUCUUCAUGCAUUCCUGCAGUCACCUGGUCUGCCCGAAGAGAGCGAGGCUGGCGUUGCCAGUGCCACGGCAAGUGCUACACUACCGUUCGAUCCUGCAACGGUGCGGGCACGUGCAACCUUGCAGCCUCAGGCUUGGGAGAGCCGAGAUGCCCCACAGACAUUGCGAAUGCUGUUUGCUGUCUCGCAGCAAGGUCUCAUCCGAAUUAGUGGGCACUGGGCAGCCGGGGGUCGCGAAGUCCUUCCAGAAAAGCAGGCUCGGGUCAACAUCACUGCAAAGGCCGAGGUCGUGCUUCAUUGGCCCAAGUCAGCUCGGCCUUCAACCGCGGAUGUUCAGGUGGAGUUCAUCUCACAUCAGAUUUGGCCCCCACUUCCACGCAAGCCAGCUGCGGCAGGUGCGGGUGGACUGCUGACAAAGCGAAGCGACACCAGGCUGCGCACACCGUGCAGGAGGCGUUUGGGAAGCAGCUGGGCGCAGCAAAAUGACGAGCUGCGCUGGUGGGAGCGACAAGUGGCAGGUAGAGGGUGGCUCUUGAGACGAAGCCCUGCUGCUGUUUCCAAUGCACCCAACGAAGAGGAUCGUAUGGAUUCGCUGUGGCGCAUUCUUUGUGGUGUGGAGUGGAGCGCCUGCUCCGAUGGUCACUCCGCCAGGGCUGGGGAUGAGGACAGCGAUGGGGCCGUUAUCCUUCCAACGGAGCUGGGCCAGACCCGCUGGUUCGCUCCAGUUGCGUUGCCGGCUCUCGAUCCUUCACAGCAAGAAAAGUUCCAGCCGAGGUGCUUUUCAACAACCAGCGGCUCUGGACGAGACGACCUCUUCCAGACUGCUGGCCGAAAGCUUGCCUCGACACAGGUUGGAGGAUGUGUGGGCCUGCUUGGGCCUGUCGCCAACGUUAUGCAGGAGCCCGCGGCAAUGGACGACGAGGUCCUUAUCGCUGCGAUGCAGGCCGUAGCAGUUGCUGCUUCUGCCGCAGCCCAUGCACCGAGAGCGGCGCUGAGGGCGCUGGAGGUGGCCAUGCGCCGAAAUCCUCAGCAACUGGGCGCUGCAUUCCUGACUUCGCUGUACAGUGGCACAGGAGGUUUGUCGCAGGUGGAGGCGGUGCGGCGCAGCUGGCUGAUGGCUGCCGCGGCCCGGAAGCUCCUCAAGCAGAAGCGUGCUCGGCAGGCACAGCAGGAACGCAGCCAGUUCGAUGCCGGCCUCAGGACGCUCUCGGAACAGCUGCUUUUCUGGACGGCCAGCCGGGAGCGAAAACGAUGGCUUCGGACUUCAGAGCGCGAACCUAUGGGACUGACAUUUCUUGGCAAAAGCAAGGCACCUAACUGGGGCAUCUUGGAUGUGGGCUCCAGCAGCACCAGCCCGGCCAAGUCUGCGAAGUCUGGCCUGGAUGCUGCUUUCGAGAUGGCCGAGCCUCAGGACAUGGAUGCGAGUUUCUGCAGCAUGGCCAGGGGCAGCAGUGGGCCAAAGUGGGUGGAUUCCGACGAUACGCACAGGAGUCCGACAAGCCGACGAAGCAGUCAAGGCAGCGCAUCUGGCGAUCGUGUGACGCCGUUCCAGUGCAAUGCUGCCGCUCAAGCAAUGGUAGUCACGGAAGUAGAUGCCUCCGACGACUUUGAUCUCAACCCGGCGCCGCGAUUCAGAGACCUGCGCAGAGGCAGUGACCCUGAUACUGCGAGGAUGGAUGAGGCACAGAUGCAAGAAGGUUCCCGACAUAUCCAGCAGAUGGUUGCCGACUUCGUGCAGAAGGCUAGUUCGCAUCAAGCGGAUGUGACCGAGCUGGAGAAGACCUUGGAGGAAGCCAGACAGGGUGCAGUGGGAUCAGCUGAUCUGACAGCCAUGCAGAAGGCCUUCGAACAUUUGAUGGCCCUGCAGAGGGCGGCGCUUGGUCUGCUGGAAUCCUUGCAGAGUGGCAGCAUCAGGCAACUGGAGUCUCGACUGAGCAUGGCUCGCGAGCUGGGUCUGGCACCAGAUGCAUUUCCGGACGCUGCAGGCGACGGACUGUUGAAGCUUGCUGCGCAGAAGCUUGAGGAGCAAAAGGCCGCAGCACCAGGCUUCCUCGAUACGGCCCUGGAUGCUUUCGCAAGCCACAGCUCGAAGAAAGGUGUCCUCGGAGUCGGAAUGAUUGCGCUUCAACGCUGUGUCGAUCAGGCACGCGCGGCCAAAAUCCAGGACUCCACCAAACUCCAUCGAGUUGAAGCAAAGCUUCAUCUGUUGUGCGAACGCAAAAGAGAGAUCGCUCUGCUGAAGGCAGCGAUGGCAGCGGAGGAUGCAUGGCUCCUAAAGGCGGCCACAGAGGAGUGUCGUCAGCGCUUCGGGGAAGUGACGUUUGGCGUCGACCUAACGCUGGCCAAAUGUCAGCUCGAGAUUUGGGAGAGAGCUUCUGUGCAAGCAGCAGCGGUAUCGACAACCAGCGAAGCACGUCGACCUAGCAGCCUCAGGCUUGCAUCCCAGGCGACUUCGAGCGAGCCUAUAGAUUUGGAGCGCUCCGACGUCCUCGCGCCACUCGCCUUGGGCACACCGCUGGUCCCGCCUUCUUUGGGGCCUCCUGUUCCUGCGCAGGAGGAACGUGCCGUCACUGCCUUGCGUGCCGCGAUGUUCCAGGAGCCUCCGCAGGCGGGCCUCCUGCGCUUGGCCAUCGCCCGAGCUCGUCGUGCCGGCGUGGCCAAGGAGGAGGUUAGCAAGGCAGAAGCUGUCUUGCAGGAGGAGCGAGAGGCAGAACAGGCUUUGGAGCAGCUUCGACGAGCUGCCGCGGCACGGGACGUCCGUGCCCUGCGCCGUGCCAUCGCAGACUGCGCAGAUGCUGGGGUGGAUCAGGGGCGCUUGCUGCCGGCAUCCACACAACUCUGUGAUGCGCUGGGGGAGCUGCUGAAACGGGCACAUCAGCAUGGGCUGGCCCUGAGUGUGCUGACAGACCUGGAUCGCGAAAGGCAGGAGCUGCGCUACAGCCUUGCAGAGAAACGAAGCGGUUUACGCACUGUUUGCCGUGUGCGGCCUCCGUUGGCCCCAGAGCUGCAGACUGCGCUGCGAAGCCACGCGGGGCUCGCACCUGUCUUGAGGCGCGUCGAUCGCCGAACCCUGGAGGUGGCGCUGGCGAGCGGCAGCUAUGCCACAUGCGACUUUAGCGCAGUGCUGGGCCCGGAAAGCACUCAGGCGGAGGUCUCGACUGAGCUUCUGGGCUUGGCACAAGCAGCAAUCGACGGAGGCAAUGUGGCGGUCAUUGCUUGUGGGCAGCGUGGUGCUGGCAAGAGCUUCACGCUGUGUGGCUCUGCAGACCAGCCUGGGGUUCUACCGCGUCUGCUGGAGGAGCUUUUUGCUAUCAAGAGCCGGGAGCACUGGCGCUCGGACAUCCACAUUGAUGUGCAAGCGUUGGAGAUCGUGGAUGACGGGCCGCCAACCGACCUCUUGAGCCAGGCCUCAGAUGGCGAGACGGUCGAACAGCGCAUCGAGGCGAUACGUCCCUGCUGCGUCCAAGGUGGCCCUGGCCAGCUUUGCUUGGCCGCAAGUGCCGCGAUUGUGUCGGGGGCUGCAACUCGCCGUGCAGAAAGGCUCCAAGAGCUGAAGGACUUGGUGCAGGACAUAUGGCAGCAGCCCUCCACAAAUGCCUCGCGUCACGCAGUCCUCAUCCUGCAGCUGACGAGACGGAACCGGCUAACAGGCGUGACCUGUCGAAGCCGCUUGCUGGUCGCGGACCUGGCAGGGGCGUCUUCACCUGCUGCGGACCGGGCACUAAGCUGGGCCGUCGCAUGUUCGGCCCGGCAAGGUCCGCGGAGUCUGGGGGUGAGCAGCUCGAACUGGUUGUCCUCGGCCGGCGCUUCCUCUGCAGACGGACCUGGCAGCCAGGUGCUGGCAGCCUUGCUGCAAGACUGCUUUGGACCGGGCUGUACCGCAACCAUGAUCGUGUGUUUGGCACCAAUGGCUCCAGACCGUGAGGGCGUUCUCGCGGUGCUUGAGGCACUGGGUUUGCGCCAAAGUGUUGUGCAGACCGCUGACACGCGUGCUGAACGGCGAUUUCAGCCACCCCCGGAGCCACUGGAGCUCCCUUGCACUCCGAAGACGCCCAAGCUGCCACAAUCGCCAGUGCUCCUGCAGCAGAUGAAUGCGUCGCCAGCCCAGUCGCCCACUGCGCAGCUCGCGCGGUCGUCCUCCAACAACUCUCUUUUUCCGACGUCGCAGCGGACCUCAGUCUCUGACUCGGAGUCUCUGGAGGAGGAGGACCUUUGA
Molecule: messenger RNA, 6732 nt
Organism: Symbiodinium sp. CCMP2592
Lineage: Eukaryota; Dinophyceae; Suessiales; Symbiodiniaceae
Source: the annotation of a GenBank genome assembly